GUGCGCAUGCGCAUAGCAAAGUGAAGGAUACAAUGGCUCUAUAUGUGAAAGCUAUUCGAAUGCACUUUUGUGCAAAUCGCAAUUUUCUUAAAACAACUGCAUUUUAUCACAAACGACACUCAUCUGAACAAGUGUCCUCCAAAACCAAGGCCAGCACCGAGCAGGCUGAUCAUGUUCUGUACACACAGGAGCACUUUGCACUGAAGGACUCUCUAAGAAAGCUCAUUGAUCAGGAGAUCAACCCUUAUGUUGACAAAUGGGAAGAAGAGGGUCAAUUCCCUGCACACAAGAUCUUCAAGCUCCUCGGGAGUGCUGGAUUUCUGGGAGUCAGUAAACCUGUGGAAUAUGGAGGUCUGGGAUUGGACUUCAGCUACAGCGUGGCCGUGGCAGAGGAGCUAGGCAACAUCAACUGUGGAGGCAUUCCCAUGGCCAUCGGUGUUCAGUCGGAUAUGGCUACACCUGCAUUGGCCAGAUUUGGAUCUGCCGAGCUGAAAAGGGAGUUCUUGCUUCCAUCCAUAAUGGGAGACAAAGUGGCAUGCCUGGGAGUGAGUGAAAUUGGUGCUGGCUCUGAUGUUGCAAGCAUAAAGACGAAGGCUGUGCGGAAAGGAGAUGAGUUUGUCAUUAACGGCGGAAAGAUGUGGACAACCAGCGGCGCACAAGCAGACUGGAUGUGCCUCUUGGCAAAUACAAGCGAUGGGCCACCACAUAAGAACAAGUCCCUCAUCUGCCUACCCAUGAAUCUGCCUGGAAUUCAUAUUGCACGUAAAAUUGAUAAGCUAGGCAUGAGGUCCUCGGACACAGCAGAGGUGUUCUUCGAAGAUGUUCGGGUGCCGUGUAAAAACGUCAUAGGUGAAGAGGGAAUGGGCUUCACAUACCAGAUGCUGCAGUUCCAGGAAGAACGCCUGUGGGGAGUGGCCAAUAUUCUAACAAUGAUGGAGAAAGUGGUGCAGGAGACAAUCAACUACACUCGGCAGAGGAAGAUCUUCCAGCAGCCGGUGUUGUACCACCAAGUAGUGCACUUCAGGUUAGCAGAGCUGCAGACCGAGAUCGAGCUCCUGCGCUCUCUGCUGUACCGCUGCACAGAGAUGUACAUUAAAGGCAACGAUGUGACAAAGCUGGCAAGCAUGGCAAAGCUAAAGGCCGGUCGCCUGGCACGCGAGUUAGGAGACAGUUGUUUGCAGUACUGGGGCGGGAUGGGCUUCACCAGUGAUGUCCUGGUCAGCAGGUUCUACAGAGACUCCAGACUGAUGUCAAUAGGUGCAGGAGCUGAUGAAGUCAUGCUCUCAAUCAUUUGCAAGUAUAUGGACACGCUGCCCAGGAAAUAACACCCGUGUGACAGUGUCGCUUACUUAACUCAUUGUAAUGAAGGUUCCAAGACACGAUUAUUGAUUAUUACUAUUUUAAUACAAGAUUAUUAAUCACCUCCUGCCUUAAAUGUUAAUAGAAAGCUGGUCAUUGUAAGAAAGUUAUAUAGUAAUCUGUUGUAUGUACAAUCUAAUGUACUGUUUUUUAGGAAAAAGUCACAUUUUUAGAAAAAAGCUUUAUUUGAAUAACAACUGGUUUCUAAAGAUGGUCUACUUGGAACCUACUGAGUUUAAAAUCCUCUGGUAUUAGUGUUUUACAAAAAUGUUAAGGAGUGAAAAACAUUUAGAGGAAUAGACAUCAGUUUUUUCAUUAUGAAGUGCAUUAAUUAUCAUCAUUAUUAUUUUUUCUUUUCUUUAAUGUGGAAAAGCAAUUUGGUACAGGGCAUAUUCACCAUGAAUCCCUUUUUUUGGUUUGUUUGUUUUAACCAGAGGUUUGUGAAGAACUGGCACAUUGUUAUUGCUGAAUAAAUAUCAUGCACUGACGUAACAAUAAAAUGUAUAUAAGACAUUAAA
Messenger RNA from Tachysurus fulvidraco (yellow catfish), 1877 nucleotides. RefSeq lists its product as uncharacterized. The coding region runs from base 33 to 1325 and encodes 430 amino acids. The transcript has 9 exons. Lineage: Eukaryota; Metazoa; Chordata; Actinopteri; Siluriformes; Bagridae. Gene Ontology annotation, molecular function: acyl-CoA dehydrogenase activity; flavin adenine dinucleotide binding. The record is from RefSeq and is a predicted model, not a curated record. Gene Ontology annotation, biological process: fatty acid beta-oxidation using acyl-CoA dehydrogenase.